Molecule: messenger RNA, 1053 nt
Organism: Leptosia nina
Lineage: Eukaryota; Metazoa; Arthropoda; Insecta; Lepidoptera; Pieridae
Source: the annotation of a GenBank genome assembly
AUGGUGAAAUUUUGGUGGAUGUUCAUAUUAUUCGCUAAAACUGCGUUGACUAGUGAUAACAAGCUACCAGAUUCGGAACCAGAAAAAGGUUUAAGAUUUCUUCCCCUAUUCGAGAAAAGGUACGAUGACAGACUAAGUGGCCACCUACCCCCAUUAACUACAGUUCCUAUAGCUGGAGAAAGAUGCUCGUCAAGGUUGGAAUCCGCUUUGGAACAGUUGAAACGCCGUAAGAGAAAUCAGCCAAAGUCUUUGGAUACGCCGUUGAGUCAAAGCAUAGACCUAAACGGAUACAGUUUGUACCAGACAAUGCGGAGCGCACCAGUCGACAUGAUAGUAACAAGGAUGCGCGUGCGCCUGCCGCAGAAUACCGACUGGGUGCGAGUGGAAAAAUGCUACUUUGAUCCGCGGAACGUGUCCCUGGACACCAUGCUGCUCUUCCACGACAUAACAAUAUCCGGUAACGUGGACUUGUUCGACGCAAACGAGCUGGACAGAAGUUCAUCGCGAUCACGUAGAAAUUAUGAGCCUUACCGUGACACGCGUCGCAACGGUUGUAACAUGAUAUUGAGAUUGCGCAAAGCCGGUAUCGGCUUCCACACUCGACCCUUACACCAGCAGCAAGGCAAAUUCAACGUGAAAACUGACUCCGAAUUCGUUGAGCCCGGUUUUAUAAGUGUGUACGCUUAUGGCUGCGAGAAGUACAUUAACAAGAAUUCCAUCAGGAACAAGGAUAACUUGCCACUGAGACGUAAAAAACGAUCUGAUGAGUUUUCUUUCGAUAGUCAUUUAGAGAAUGUUGAAGAUGAACCAGCGGGAAGAGCGUCAUAUAAUUAUGAUAUAGUCUACGAGCCAAGGAGUGGGAGGAGUUACGAGAGAAACAGAGUUUAUCAACCAGAUGACUUGGACGACGUUGAAGAUAUAUCAAGGGAGAUGGAGGAUAUAUUCACCAAAGGAAUAAGGACUCUUCUAACCACAUAUAUGAAGAAGGAACUGCAACCGGCUAUAAAGGAUACGCUAAUGAGAAAUAUGGGAUAUGUUAUAUCUUAUGGGUGA